GGAGGCGCAGCAGAGCCACGGAAUUGCUUUCAGGCUUCCCCUCUGACGUUGCAAAUUUCGGGCAGAGAAAGUGAUCCGUUGCUGUGGAGAACCGGCGCUGGGAUCCUGGCCUGAAUGGUAUUGAAUUUCCUGGGUGGGAGGGGAGAGACAGGAUUUCAGCGCCGAGUUUCGUCCCCGAGCCGCGCUGUUCGGAUCGGCCUUUUUGCGCGCGUGUGCAGACACACAUUCACACACAUACCGCUCUGCUUUACCAAAUAUGCCUUCUGCGGGCAGCCUUUUGCUUCUAAUAUUUAUUACCCAUUUCCACUGCCUGCAUCUCGACAUUAUUGGACAGAUAUGCCGGGUUCCACAUUUCCUGUGAACUUCCAGCGCAACAGUGAUCUUUUUGGCAACAUGCUAGCCAGCCCUUCUGUAAUUCCAGCCUUUAAAUUCCAGUUGCGGCGAGAAACUAUUGACUGGAGGCGAUUCAGCGCCAUUGAUGUGGAACGCGUAGCUCGUGAGCUAGAUCUUGCCACUCUUCAGGAAAAUAUCAGUAGUAUCACCUUUUGUAACCUUGAUGCAGAGAAGUGCCCCUAUUGUCAGCAGCCAAUAGAUCCUGUUCUCCUGAAGGUUCUUAAGAUGGCCCAGCUGACCAUCGAAUAUUUGUUGCACUCCCAGGAGUACUUAAGCAUGAACUUGGCACUCCAAGAGGAACAGCACCAGGCAGCCCUUGAAGACUGCAGGCGUAUCAAGUAUGAUUUAGAUAAGCAAGCAGAAGAAUUGAAGGGGGUGAAGGAAGAAAGCAGGAGACGGAAAAAGAUGAUUGCCACCCAACAGUUGCUCUUACAAGCUGGGGCCAAUAACUACCACAAGUGCCAGCUUUGUGACAAGACCUUCAUGAAUUAUUCCUUUCUACAAGGCCACAUGGAGCGUAGGCAUCCUGAGGCCACUGCAGUCGAGAAAUUGAAGAAGAAACAGGUGCAGCAAAUGGAAAGUGAGAUUGAAGAACUGAAGGUCAAGUUGAAGGAGACCCAUGUCCAGCUGGAGGCUGAGAGUCAGCAAAGGGCUCAGGAAGCAGAGCAUGUUCGCCAAAGGGAAGAGGAAGAAAGGAAGAAAUUUGAAAGAUGGAAGGAAGAGGAGAGGACAAAGUUUCAUAAAGAAAUGGAAGAACUCAGACAACUUUUCCUCACAGAAAUCAAGGACUUUUCCAACAAAAAUUCUGCCUUGGAAGGAAAACUUCAGGAACUGCAAGUCAAGAAUGCAAUAGCCUCACAUCUUGGGACAUUGCAAGAUGAUGAUUCUUUUGAGAAACAACAGUGGACUAAGACUCAGAAAGAACUACAAGGGGUGAAGACAAAGAUUGAACAACAGAAAACCGAGUGGGAGUGGAAACUCAGGAAACUUCAGAAGGAGAACCAGAAGGAGAAAGAAAAUCUAAAGAAUGAGAAUGAAAGACUAAGGGCUUCCUUGUCUUCUGAUCAAUGGAAGAUGGCCGAAUAUAACAAGAAACAACUUGCCUCCCUUACUACACAACUCAGAGAGCAAGCUAGUAUCAUCCAAUCUCAGGAGAAUACAAUUAAGCUUCUGACUUCCAGCAAACCUAGAGAAAUCCAGCAGGUACCCAAGACAGAAAAACUAGAAGAAUCUAGUGAAGAAGAACUAGAUGAUACUUUGGAUAGGAAGAAUAGAGUUCUGGAAACACUGCGGAAGGACCCAAAUUUGUUGAAGCAAUUCCGGCCAAUUCUGGAAGAAACACUUGAAGAUAAACUAGAGGCCAUGGGAGUAAAGCGGGGUACAAAAGGUAUCCCUACUCAAACCUAUACACAUUUGAGAGCUUUGAUAAAAAAGCAGCAGCAGCAGAAGGCUAAAUCAUUUCCACAUCUGCUAACCUUGAGAAAUAAACUUGAAAAAGAAGUUCAAAAGAAAGUGGUUCAGAAGGAUGAAGGGAAUGUGUCCUUGCCAUUUUCUCCAAUCUUAGGAAAAAACCAAAAAGCCCAGCAUUCUCCACUCCAGGUUACACCUUCUAAGAUUGGAAUGCACCCAGUGGAAGUACCACAUUAUGCCCUCCAGACACCCAAACCAGCUCCUCGGAGCAAAGUUAGUUCCAUGACUAGUUCACUAGAGAUUCCAAAGGUACCAUCUCCAAAUCAAAUUAGAAGCAGCUCACCUUCUCUUCAACAGUCUGCUGUUCACUUCCCCAGCACUUCACCUUUCAGCUCUGAGGCUGAAGAGUCUGAAGAAGGAACAAGCAUUAGCUCUCCAAAAGUCACAUCCCUCAGGACAGAACCAAAGGAGAGCAAAGCUGUUCCCAGAGUAGCACAGAUGGAAGAGAGUGAGUGGGAUUCAUCUGACACAGAUUUUUCUAAAGAGAACGUUGGUACAGGAAAGAGUUCUUCAGUUGUGGCGGGAACUCAUUCAGAAACGCUAGUGCAGUCAAUGGCUAAAAGUCUGGAGAAGAAACUGAACGUACCUGGAAGGAAGCCUCCAGGUGGCGUGAAGCUCUUUGCCAUCCAGAGCAAAGAAGAUGCUAAAACCAAUCACUCCACAAAAAAGCUUCAGUUUGCCUAUGAGGAGGAUAGUGACUUGGAGAUUUCUUCCUUGGAGGAAAUCACCCAGCACCUGGACACUGAAACCAAGAUAAAGAAGCAGCAAGGGGCCAGAGGUAGUGGGGACUCCACUGGAUCACGGGGCACCAGUAUCUGGACUUCUAGCAGCACAAAGGCUGGGGCGUGGUGAUUCUCAUGGUUAUAUAAGCUGUGUAGAGCACAGAAUCCAGAUGAGAUAGAACAGCAUGCCAUGGCAGAGCAAUCAGAUUAAAUUUGAUACUCACAAAGAAAGAACAAGACAGCACCAAAUACUGGAAGUAUCACAUUCAAGGUUCUAGGUUCUAUGCAUAGUUUCAAAACAAACAUUUAAUUAAAAUGAGUUCUUCCACUGCCCUUCAGAGGAAGGAAAAGACCGAUUUAUUCUUUUGCUGAAACACUAUCUUGACAUUUAAAAAUAAUUUUGUCAAGAAGACACAGGCCUGGUUCUCACAUCAUGCACAGCCAUAAUGUGGUGCACUUGGGUCUAACUUUUAAUUUUUCCUUUCUAAUACUGUGAUGGAUGUAACUCAGUUUGUGAAUAGCCAUAAAAAUAAAUCAAAUGGGGGCUUCAAACAUUUUGUAUCCCAUAUGCCUCCAAUUUCAUUCCAAGUCUUAGCUUGAUUGCACUUCAACGUACGGUAUUUCCAAGGUGCAGACUACUUAUUUAACUCUGAAAUACUUUCAAAGUACAGUAGAGUCUCGUUUAACCAACCUUCGCUUAUCCGACAUUCCGUCUUAUCCGACAGCCCUAAA
Messenger RNA from Python bivittatus (Burmese python), 3317 nucleotides. It is a transcript of the gene DZIP1L, whose product is annotated as DAZ interacting zinc finger protein 1 like. The record is from RefSeq and is a predicted model, not a curated record. Gene Ontology annotation, cellular component: cytoplasm; ciliary basal body. NCBI's taxonomy places the organism in Eukaryota, Metazoa, Chordata, Lepidosauria, Squamata, Pythonidae. Gene Ontology annotation, biological process: cilium assembly.